This is a messenger RNA of Triticum turgidum subsp. durum (durum wheat), 756 nucleotides long. NCBI's taxonomy places the organism in Eukaryota, Viridiplantae, Streptophyta, Magnoliopsida, Poales, Poaceae. The record is from the annotation of a GenBank genome assembly.
AUGCCCCCAUCUACCUCCCCGUCGGCAAGAAGCUGUUCUCUCUUAGCACGGCGUCCUUUGAGAUGCUCUGCCUGGGGCAUAUCAUCUACCCAAGCUUCGUAUUGCAGCAUGGAUCGCAGCCUCCAGUGGUCGUGGGAACAGCUCCCCAGGCAGCCAUUCAAGGUUGAUGACGUCGCCUCCUACACCUCGCACGCUGUCAAGCUCACCUUCCUCGUCAGCACCAAGGCGGAUGCCGCCGCGGCCACCUUCUCCUUCGACACGAAGGCGCUAUCGUGGAAACUGCUUGGCAAUUGGGCGCUGCCCUUUGCCGGCCGCGGCCACUUCGUCCCACACCUCAAGGCCUUUGUUGGGCUCACCAAAGACCCGGACACCCUCGGCCAAAUCUGCUCCUGCGACGUGCCGAGCUUUGAUGCCGGUGAUGGGCAGUGCCCUGCCCCUGUGGCGAGGGUCUGCGAUGAGAAGCUGUUCAGCGACAAGCCGGCUGAGAGGCAUGUAAGUGCUACCCUCGUCGACAUGCGAUGUGAGGGUGAAUUCUGCCUCGUAGAGUGCGUCUCCGUUGCUGAUCAGGCCCUCAUUGAGGAGGGAGAUGUGCGCCUACCUGGUCGCUGUUUCUAUCGUGUCGCCACAUUCUUCCUCACGCAUGGAAUGAAUGGAGACCUGAUGACUCGCAAGAGCCGGCAGGUGCAAUACUACGAAGUGCCUGAAGCAACCUCUAAGUUGUUCCUCGCUGAAGAUCCCGUGGCAUUUUGGAUGUAA